AUGGUGGGAUAUUUCCAAAAUGGCGGAAUAAGUCCAAAAGGGUGGAAUAAAUCCAAAUAUCUGAACAACCAUGAGUAUUGUAGCAUGGUGGACAUUCAAUUUGUGUUACAAGGGGGUAAACAACAAGUAUCACAAAAAUAUUGA
Messenger RNA from Entrophospora sp. SA101, 144 nucleotides. Lineage: Eukaryota; Fungi; Glomeromycota; Glomeromycetes; Entrophosporales; Entrophosporaceae. The record is from the annotation of a GenBank genome assembly.